AUGGAAACUGAAAAUUUAAAGUACGUAUACCUAGAGUUACUACAGAACAUGUUAGAUGAGCUAUCGUCACAUCAAGAACAGCUCCAAAAGACAUAUUCGAAAGCCAAAACGAAUCUCCAAGUGUCUGAAGGGCACUUCUAUCAUCCCAAAGAUUUAAAGAAAGUAAAGGGGAUCGGUGAUACUAUCAUCAAAAGACUUGAAAUGAAACUCGAGAUAUAUUGCACGAAUAAUAAUAUAGAAUUCCCGACCUUUGAAACUCAGAAGGGAAAGGCUUCAUCAAAAUCUACAAAGAGGAAUCUAACGUCAUUAAGAGUGGAUGGACACAACAAGGAGAUCGAACAACAACCUACCAAGAAGAAGAGAAAGUACAUACCAAAGAAAAAAUCCGGUGGUUAUGCAAUUUUACUUGGAUUACUGGAACUGAAUGCUAUUCGAAGACCUUGCACAAAAGAAGAAAUCAUUGAAAUAUCCCAAAAAUAUGCCAAUGGCAGUAUGAACAGUAACUUUGCAACGAAAGAGUUUUACGGAGCAUGGUCUUCUAUCAGUUCUUUACUAAAACACUCCCUAGUGUUGGAGGAAGGUAGACCUAGAAGAUACAGUUUGACCUCAGAGGGUCUUGAAAUGGCCAAAAGUUUAAAAAUUGCCGAUAAUAUUGUAUUUAGGAAUGACACAAAAAUGAAUAACAUAGAUAUUUCCCUGGAUCUAGCUAACGAAAGGACCGUUAAUUUAAGUGAAUUAUUAAAACAAGAUAAACAAAUACGGCAAUACAAUGAAUCAUCGUUUAACUCAGCUUUUAGUGAUAUAUCACGCGAAACAAACCACUCAAUUAAUGCAAGCACUCCACAGAGAUCGAGAGUUCUACAAAAUAUUUCAUCUUUACCUUCUACUCCUACCACGAAUAGAAGUAACCAACAAACAAGUACUACGACAGGCAUAAGCACCAACGAGAAAUAUUUAAAAGGAAAGGUCCACAUGAAUAGGAAACGAUUUACAGGCAUAAGCUACGAAAUAUGGAAAAAUGGUUCAUACGAGAUAUAUCCCAUAAUUGAUCAUCGUGAGGUAAAAUCACAACAGGAUCGUGAUUAUUUCUCCAAUGCAUUGAAACUGAAGGGAGUUAAGAUGGAAGUACGCCAACUUUCUGUAGGUGAUAUUAUUUGGGUUGCAAGACAUACAGAGACCGGAUUUCUAUGUGUACUUAAUACAAUAAUCGAAAGAAAAAGAUUAGAUGAUUUAGCUGCCAGUAUAAAGGAUAACAGAUUUAUGGAGCAAAAAAAUAGAUUAGACAAAUCUGGUUGUACCAACAAAUAUUAUUUAAUUGAGGAAACAAUGGCCAGCUCUGUGGUUAGCAUGACGGAGGCAUUAAAAACAUCUCUGUGGAUGAUCCUAUUAUAUUAUAGAUUUUCAGUGAUUCGAUCUCAGAAUAGUAAUGAAACUGUGCAGAAAUUACAUGCUCUUCAUUCUGUUGUAAAACAUCAUUACAGUAAGAAAGAUUUAUUAGUGAUGUAUCCGAAUAAUUUAAAGGAUCAAGACCAUUAUCGAAAAAUAUUGGAAAGAUUUCAAUUAGAAUUUGGAAAUCAUACAAGCAUUGAAUGCUGCCACACAUUAGAUUGUUUUCAGGAAAUCAUGGGUAAAAAUGAUUCUCCAACAGUGGGCGAGAUGACAAUACAGGUUUUGAUGUAUAUAAAAGGUGUUUCUUUAGAGAAGGCUGUUGCAAUUCAAGCCGUCUUUCCUACAUUAAAUAUCAUAUUAACUGCCUAUAGGAACUGUUCAUCACAAUUGGAGGCCAAAAUGUUAAUGUUUCAAAAGCUAGGUAGCGCCCCAGGUAACAAAAAGAUUUCGAAAUCUUUAUCAGAGAAAAUCGCUGACGCCUUUACUUGA
Messenger RNA from Maudiozyma saulgeensis, 1878 nucleotides. NCBI's taxonomy places the organism in Eukaryota, Fungi, Ascomycota, Saccharomycetes, Saccharomycetales, Saccharomycetaceae. The record is from the annotation of a GenBank genome assembly.